Rosa rugosa (rugosa rose) is the source of this 1156-nucleotide messenger RNA. Its product is annotated as probable WRKY transcription factor 65. The record is from RefSeq and is a predicted model, not a curated record. Lineage: Eukaryota; Viridiplantae; Streptophyta; Magnoliopsida; Rosales; Rosaceae. Gene Ontology annotation, cellular component: nucleus. Bases 211 to 1041 code for a protein of 276 amino acids. Gene Ontology annotation, molecular function: DNA-binding transcription factor activity; transcription cis-regulatory region binding. Gene Ontology annotation, biological process: regulation of DNA-templated transcription. The transcript has 3 exons.
GCUUUGUAUUAAAUGAGUGAAAAGAAAGGGAGAAAGCAACUUGAGGUUUUUUGUCAUCUGUAGCUUAUCCUACUCCUCCUUUCCCUUUCUCUUUCCUACCCUCGUUUCUCUCUCUUAAUCAAUUGGAGUCCUGAUCUAGCUUUGAUCCAUUUCUCUUUAUAGUUAUUGCUUCUGCAACUUCUGCCUUUUACCAAAAUACAGACACAAAAAAUGGAUGAAACCCUCUCUUCACCAGAACAGGACUCAGAAGUCUCAAAGGAGCUCAUGAUUAGGCCAGAAACUCAGGCAUCCAAAAGAAGGAAGGUGGCUCAUCAGAAGACUGUGGUUACAGUGAAGAUAGGACCAAAUGUGGGGAAGCUAAAGAAUGAAGGGCCUCCUUCUGAUUUCUGGUCAUGGAGGAAAUAUGGGCAAAAACCUAUCAAAGGAUCUCCUUAUCCAAGGGGGUACUACAGGUGCAGUACAUCAAAGGGUUGUUCUGCCAAGAAACAAGUGGAGAGAAGCAAAACUGAUGCUUCUGUGCUCAUAAUCACCUACACAUCCAGCCAUAACCAUCCAGGUCCUGAUGUAACCUCCACCACUAAAAACCAGAGUCCACCACCAAAAGAAGCCCAAAUGCAACCCAAUAGUGAAGAUGAUGAUCAUGAUCAUACAGCUGAAGUGCCCAAAGAGGAUGAACCAGAGCCAGAGCCAGAGCCAGAUCAAGAUGAAGAACAAGAACAAGAAAGGAAAAUAGAUGAACAGCAAGAACAAGAUCAUUUCCACUAUAUUCAGUCCCCAAUUAGAUCCUCCCAAGACAUUGUAAUUUACCAAGAAGAAGACCCUUUCAGCUCUGGGAACCACCUAGAGAAAACCCUAUUGGAUGAACACCCACAUCCCCUCUGUUACUCUCAGCUCAUGAGCUUCUCAUCAACACCCAAAUCCGAAGAAGAAGAAGAUUUCUACGAUGAGCUUGAAGAAUUGUUACCCACAUCUUCAUAUUUCCCAAGCUUCAUGAGAAGCAAUCUUUCCCAGCUUGAAAGGAUUCCUUUUGUCCCUUCUUGAUCCUAGUGUUUGUUUUCUAGUGUUUGCAGCCAGCAUUUAGUGUUUAGAACAAACAAUGUAUGUACCUAGCUAAGCUAAACUCCAUUGUUAAUAUAUGUCGUCAUCAUGUUCUUCA